AUGCAGUCCGCAGACCCCGAUCACUUCUUCGAGACAGAUGCCUCACACGCCCAGCGUCAGCGAAAGGCUGCCAAGUCGGGGAACAAGAAUGGCGACCCUAUUUCUAUGAAGUCCAAGAUCCUUGCCGCCAUUCCAGACCCUGCCUUUCCUCUCACUUCCGUCUUCAUCGCCGAGUCUGCUGGCUUUGUCCGCCGCAUCAACCUGGAGACCUCUGACACGAAAACCAUAUAUCGUGGCCCCAGAGCCCCUGUAACCUGCCUCGCAACAGGAGGCCAGGGUGGCAAGACUGUGUUUGCUGGCUCAUGGGACAAGGAUAUCUGGUCCUGGGACAUCGAGACCUCGAAGCCUGGCCGCAAGUUCAGCGGCCAUACCGACUUUGUCAAGGCCGUAACCUGUGUUACCGUCGGAGGCAAACAUCUCCUCAUCAGCGGAGGUGCCGACAAGAAGAUCCUCGUCUGGGACGUCGACACAGGCCGGCGGCUGCACACCCUGCAAGACCCCACGACGACAAUGCUCGCAGUCCAACAUCUUGCUGUUGACCCUGUUCUCAGCAGCCACGGGUCAGCUGUAUUUGCCAGUGCGAGCAGUGACCCCAACAUCCGGCGCUGGAAGAUCACACUGGACAGCCACGAACAACUACCCGAAUCGUUUCCCGGUCGCCCCGAUGCCGAGAGACUCACUAUUCAAGAGCACGAGACCAGUGUAUACCGGCUUGUUUAUGACGAAGCCAACGAAGAUGCCGACCUGUGGACUGCCAGCGCCGAUGGAACAGCGAAAUGCCUGGCUCGUUCCAGGAACUUUGUCGCCGACGACUCUUUUGCUCACGGAGAUUACGUGCGUGCCGUCCUUGUGACAGACCAGUGGGUCAUCACAGCCGGCCGUGAUGAGGACGUCAAGGUCUGGGAUCGUUCAUCUGGCAAGCUGUACUGUGCACUGGUCGGCCAUUAUGAAGAGAUUACCGACUUGGUCAUGCUGCGGGAUUCAGAGGGAACUCCUCGUAAGGUCUGCAGUGUUGGCAUCGACGGCACCAUUCGUACCUGGCCUCUCGCCAAGACCGACCUUGACGAAGUUGUUGUCAAGAUCCAAAAGGCCGCCGAGCCUCAAAAGGAGGAGCAGAAAGGCGACGGCAUGCUGACUGCCGAGGAGGAGGCUGAGCUGGCAGAGCUCAUGGAUGACUAG
Fusarium keratoplasticum is the source of this 1179-nucleotide messenger RNA. RefSeq lists its product as uncharacterized. The transcript has 3 exons. Gene Ontology annotation, molecular function: protein binding. The coding region runs from base 1 to 1179 and encodes 392 amino acids. The record is from RefSeq and is a predicted model, not a curated record. NCBI's taxonomy places the organism in Eukaryota, Fungi, Ascomycota, Sordariomycetes, Hypocreales, Nectriaceae.